AUGCCUUCCCACUCUUCCCGCUCUUCUCACUCAUCGCACUCUUCCUCUGGCAUCAUUCAGCUUGGAAAAGCUACAUCUUCCUCUUCACACAAGCAUCACUCAAAGUCUCACUCAAAGUCUCACUCAAAGUCUCACUCAAAGUCUCACAGCAAGUCUCAUGGCAAGUCGGACAUCAAGUCUGACACCAACGAAGCCGAGCAAGACAUCUAUCAGUCGCAGAACAAAGACCUCUGGGAGGAUGUCAAGCUUACCCAGGGUAACAAAAACGCCCUCAUUCUCACCGUGGUAACACCAGACCAGAGAAAGCACAUGAAGAGACUUAUCGACGACAAGGUGAAGCAUAAAAAGAUCAUGGUUACUACCCCACAACAGUUGCAGCAGCAACUGGAUUGUGCCAUUCAGGACGGCGUCAAGAAGGCCUAUAAAACUCUGCACUUGCUUGUUAGCUCGACAGUCUCUCAGUUGACCUACCACAUUGAAGACUUUGUCGACCAAGUUUUUGUUAAACCAUGUCGUUGGGCCGGACGACAAGACGCUCUCUAUAUAGACAAGUCCUCUACCUAUUGUGGUUGGAAGACUCAUGCCUGGGACUAUCGCACCCAGGAAGUGCAGCUCAGGAAGCAACUCACACAUCAUGAGGGUUGUCUAUUUGACACGAGGGACUUUAGCCCUGAGGAUUUUUCUUAUUACACCCAGCCGAGAGAAACCCCCAAUCUUUCCAAAGAUGACAUCAAGGAUAUCGCGGCUCAAAUGAACUUGUUGAAAAGCGUGAGUGUGGAUGAAAAGAACGACGGGCCCUCGGAUGAUUCUGCUGACAGGGCAAAUUCAUGGUUUCAACAGUGGAAAAAACUUCUAGCUACCGUCAUUGCAGCUGGUGCGGGUGUGGGCGCCGCUUGUAUAACUGGAGGUAUGUGGAUAAGCGCUGGUGGGCUCAUUGUCAAAGGACCCUUGGGCUUUUCUCUGGCGGCAGGGUAUACCUCCUUCGCUGCUGUCGGUGCUGUCGGUGCAGUAGGCGCAGUAAGUCUCGGGACAGCUGUGGUCGCCUACAGUGCCGUCUACUUUGUCCCCUGGGACAGAGUUUGGGAUUACCUUGCGAAGAAGCUGUGGCAGGUCUGGGAGAUGGUCAAGAAGUUCUUUUCGUGGGUCAAAGACAAGCUUGUUGGGUUUGCUGGUUACAUCGCUUCUAACAUGGGUUGGGUCGCUAACGGAGAAUGA
Fusarium poae is the source of this 1215-nucleotide messenger RNA. RefSeq lists its product as uncharacterized. The record is from RefSeq and is a predicted model, not a curated record. Lineage: Eukaryota; Fungi; Ascomycota; Sordariomycetes; Hypocreales; Nectriaceae. The coding region runs from base 1 to 1215 and encodes 404 amino acids. The transcript has 2 exons.